CCAUCCCUUACCCUCUCGCAAAUGGUCCUCCCAAUCCACCACAACAUGUACUCCCAUCCCCUCGCGUACAAACGCGCCAGACGCACAGCGACCAACGUCCUCGCAGGCGACUUCGACCCACGCCCAACUCGAGACGUCCUCACUAGCGUCCUCAACAUCGGUUCGUAUGCUUCAGAAAAGGACGAGGAGGCAAGGAGGCUGCGCAGAGAGGAGAAGAAGAAGGAGAAGGAGAAAAGACGCGAAAAAGUGGCGGCUGACAAGGCUCCCGAGACCGAUUCGGCCACCUCCGGCGCACCGCUCCCGCAGGCACCGCAGAACACGACCAUGCCCGCCCCACCCCCACGACAGAGUCAGCCCCAUUCGUUCUGGCGCUCCUCCAACACCUCCCGCGCGCCUUCCGACCGACCGACCAUCCAGAUUGCUACACUUCAGCGCCCGCGCUCCGUUACGCCCCCGCCCAUGCCGUCCUCACCGCAAUCUACCCCUGGGCCCUCGUCCCCUGGCGGCACGUCUCGUACCUCGUCUAAGCGGCCACACACGCCCGACGACGACGAAGAUCUUAACUCGUCUUUCAUGGCCUCGCUGCUGCCACGGCAGCGAAAGAAGCGAUACGCGGCGAGGAAGGGUUGGAAGGGAUGGGUGGAAGUGGACGAGGACGAGACCCCAACAUCCGAUAAGCUGAUUAAGCUGGAUUCGGUCUCUGUUUUGAAGGAAAGGCGGACACGCAGUGGGAAGAGCUUUGAUGCUAUCGGUCUUGGCAAGGACACCUGGGUGUAGCCGCCUGCUGGACUGGUGGGCACCGCCAUGCUUCCCGCAUCUUAUCUCCCGCGUUCUCGCCUUCCAUCUUUGAUACCUGCCCUAUCGUCUCACCGCUCUGGGUCGCAGAUAUCCGCUGGAUUCAACUUCUUCGUACAUCUCUCUUCGACCGUUCGCGUUUGUCAGUGUUUAUGGUUGCCUUGCUCGCACGUAUAUAACCUCUGUUUCUCAUCUAUCUCUCCUCACAAUCGGAUCUUUGCUUCCUCCUCAUCGUCAUGCUUUCCGUGGCCAGUUUCUCUGUACCUUUCGUCCUCUCUUGUUCUCUCCCCUCGUACCCAACUCUAUCUCGCCCUUAUGUUAAGUUUGCUUACGCCAACAGUCGCGCGCGCUUCCUAUUGUACGUUGCUCCAUGCACAAGUCAGUCAUAGAACUACACUAAAAGUACCACUCGAAUAUCAGUAUCAUCAUGACCAGUCC
Molecule: messenger RNA, 1233 nt
Organism: Coniophora puteana RWD-64-598 SS2
Lineage: Eukaryota; Fungi; Basidiomycota; Agaricomycetes; Boletales; Coniophoraceae
Exons: 2
Coding region: 46-777 (243 amino acids)
Source: RefSeq, a predicted model, not a curated record